Messenger RNA from Brugia pahangi, 948 nucleotides. The record is from the annotation of a GenBank genome assembly. Lineage: Eukaryota; Metazoa; Nematoda; Chromadorea; Rhabditida; Onchocercidae.
AUGCAAGUAGAACGAUUUAUCAUUAAAAUUAGUGGUAUAAAUGUUAAACAACGAAAAGUUGAUGAACAGGAUAGGAAGUAUGAAAAAUUAUCAUAUGCAUCAUCAAUUGUGAUAUAUAACCGAAUCCCGAAAACUGGUUCAACAACACUCACCAAUGCCAUAAUGUAUAAUUUAUGUCAUCGUAAUGGCUUCAAUGUGAUUCAUUUGAAUUUAACCAGAAAUCGUUAUCUGAUGAAUAUUGUGGAUCAACGACGAUUUAUUGAUAAUAUCACCAAUUGGAAAGAGCGAAUACCUGCUAUUUAUCAUGGUCAUGUUGCCUUCAUUAAUUUUAAUCGGUUUGGUCUUCCAAACCCGGUGUAUAUAAAUUUAAUACGAGAACCUCUCGAUCGGUUGAUAUCUUAUUAUUAUUUUCUUCGUUAUGGUGAUAAUUAUCGUGUUGGAUUAAAAAGAAGUCGAGCAGGGAACAAUGAGACGUUUGAUCAGUGCAUUGAGCGGAAAGGACAUGAUUGUGAUAUGAAGCAAAUGUGGCUACAAAUUCCAUAUUUUUGUGGCACACAUCAUUUCUGCAGUGAAGUGGGAAACAACCGUGCAUUAGAACAAGCCAAAGUUAAUCUCAUCAAUUAUUAUUUGCUAGUUGGUUUGAGCGAACAAAUGCGACAUUUCAUCGAAUUGCUAGAGUUACUGUUGCCAACAUUUUUUCGUGAUGCAUUGAAGAAUUUCGAUUCGCUUGAUGAAAAGCAUGCAAAUUUGCGGCACACAAACCUUAAAAUACCUCCCAAUAAAGCAACAGUUGAAGCAAUUCGUAAGAAUCCAAUAUAUAUUAUGGAGCGUGAAUUCUAUGAUUUUGCUCAAAAACAGUUCAAUGAAAUGAGACGAAGAGUGCUAGACGAGUCAGCAAAUGAAUUGCUUCCACCGCAGUUUCAUUAUGAAAAAAUCAAACCGGUAUAA